Onthophagus taurus is the source of this 632-nucleotide messenger RNA. Lineage: Eukaryota; Metazoa; Arthropoda; Insecta; Coleoptera; Scarabaeidae. The record is from RefSeq and is a predicted model, not a curated record.
AAAUAUUCAUUUUCUUUAAGGUUGAAAUAUUAACCUAAAGUGAAAAGAAAACAAUAAUUAUGGGUGUAAAUCACAACUAUUUCAGAACGUUAAGUGGAGCUUUAAAACCCUUUCAGCUGGCAUUUAACUUUGUAAUUAUUAUGAUACUCGUCUUGAGCAGAGUCCCAGGUUGGCAUAAUCACUUACCGCAACCUCUCUUACAACUUUCAAUCACAAAUGCAGUUUUUGGCAUAAUAAUCCUUAUAAUAAGAUUGGCUCAAAAUGAUCGAAAUGCGAACAAUUUGUUAGGAAAAGUAGAGUUUGGAAUUUUCGUUGUUUCAACGUAUUUAUAUAUUAGCUUUGCAAGUCUACUAAUUCCAGUGGGAUGGUUAGAAUUUAAUGUUGCUAUGGUUUUCGGGUAUUUAUUAUCUAUGUUAUAUGCUGCCGAUGCAUUUGAUAAGUUUGUCCAUUUUGUGGGACGUGAUAACGAGCCUACUUAUCAUCAAAGAUUUCCUCCUGCUCCGAGUCAAAUUAAUCCACCACAUGUUUAUCCUCAAGGAUUUACAGUUGCAAAUCCUAAACAUUAAAAAAUAAAACAAAAAUAACUUUUAUACAUUUAACACAUCUUAUUUCAAAUAAAAACAUUUUACCUC